AUGUCCGAACUCUUCGACUCACUCAAUCUGACCACGUCUGCGGGACCAUCCUCGUCGCAGCAAUCCUCGUCACAGCCUUCAACGUCCAAAGUCUUUUGGCACGCAUCACCGUCGCCAGGCGUGCUUCGACAGCUUGCCAACUGGACACCCAGCAAGAGCCAGGACUCGCCGACACUACCGCUAUGCACACAAGCCUUUGUUGGCGAGCUCAAGAAGCUGCCAGGUGCGCUGGAAGCACAAUCACCGCUCGUCGCCAGAGAUUCGGCCAAAAGAAAGAAGCAGCUCGUCGACGCAUCACGAGCUACUAGCAGACACGUUUCUGAUCCCACCGCAAACAGGGUCAAGACCCGCGAGUACAUCAACCUGGAGACGUCAGACAAUGAGGAAGAUGACGAAGAAGAAGCACAGCGACCGAGAAGGCUUUUGCUGGGUGACGUGGGUGAGUCUUCGCCCGAAUCGACAAGGAGGAGAAAGAUGGACGCGGGUCACACAGGCAGGUUUCGACAAUUGUCCUCGCCAUCGCAACACAGCUUCGUAGCCACUCGAUCACCAUUGCCGUUCCUCGACGCCACGGAGAAAGACGCAGCGCACCCUUCUAUUUCAUCGAAUCGAAGACUGGAUCGACGUCCACCACGCAGACGCAAGAAGGAGUCGCUGAUCGCCGGACUCGGCUUCACCGAUGACUCUGGUGGUGCAACAGACUGCAUGAAGCUGUUUGAGAACCUGCAGGCCGCCAUCAAGGGUAUGCAGAAUGCUUCACGACCAAACACCAGCGGAUCGACAGAGUCUGGCUCCGCGCAGCCAGAACAGCGUCAUGGUGUUACAUUCGAUUCGAACAGCAAUGGGACAGCAACCAACGGGGUUAGACUUACGCCCAGGGAAGGCAUCCACCGAACCACAUCGGCGCCAAGCACAUCGAGAGCAGCGCCACAUGCGAAGCAAGAGAUGCGCUCGCAGUCCGCUCAACAGCAGCACGAUUCAACUACACCUAUGGAUGAACCCCUGACUCCAAAUCGUAUCUUCCGCUCGGUUAAGUCCGAUCACGACGUGUUCAGGCCAGCUGAGCAUGCACGCGUCCUGCAAUCUCUUCCCAUCAACCUGCCACCAUCGGAGCCACAAGCCCAAGCAGAUCCUACCAAGCUCGCCGUGGUAUCUCAACACAGUCAAGGGAACAUGAACGCGGAGCGCAGCCUGCGCCAGCCUGUGCCAGCGACGGCCGCCGCGACAUGCGAGUCACCAGCCUCGAAACCGAUACGGGGCAGCUCGACUGCGGCGCAAACCCAUGCAAACAAGACCAGCCACGCGGUGGCCUCGCCAGUCAAGCGAUCGGCGCGCAUCGAAGCGAGGCAGCAAAACACUUCCAGCGCUAAGAAGCUCGGCGUACGUGGUCCCUCUUCACUCUCGAAAUCUGUCUCGCCGCACAACAAGCCUGCCGUUGCAGCGAAUCGCAAAGUCGGCGGCCCUGCAGCAACGAGCGCCUCUCGCCCCCUACCUCUGGGCAUGUCACAAGCGCGUCAACCGGGUUUGCCACGGAACUGCUCGCAGUACGCCCCUACUUCGCAAUCCGUGGCUGCGUCGCAGCAUUCGACGCAUGCAGGUCCGGCGGCUCCGUUUCGGCCACCGGCGAUUGCUGCCAGGGUGGCGAGGAGUGUCCGGACUCCCGUCAGAGGCGGGGCGAGCAAGGCGGGUCAACCAGCGUCGUCGGAUGACAGCUUUGGCGAUGUCGACGACGAUGCGGCAUUCCUGGCUUUGGCGGACGAGCUUGAAUACUGA
Sporisorium graminicola is the source of this 1773-nucleotide messenger RNA. RefSeq lists its product as uncharacterized. The transcript has a single exon. Lineage: Eukaryota; Fungi; Basidiomycota; Ustilaginomycetes; Ustilaginales; Ustilaginaceae. The coding region runs from base 1 to 1773 and encodes 590 amino acids. The record is from RefSeq and is a predicted model, not a curated record.